Messenger RNA from Ostertagia ostertagi, 555 nucleotides. NCBI's taxonomy places the organism in Eukaryota, Metazoa, Nematoda, Chromadorea, Rhabditida, Trichostrongylidae. The record is from the annotation of a GenBank genome assembly.
AUGUCUGAAUCGGGCUUCAGUUCGUUUUGCAUAAUCGUUCUCUGUCAGCUGUUUGAUUGUUUCGUUGGAAUUAGCGGUAUGGAUUAUAAAAUACAACUUUCAACAGCCCAACUCGAGCCUCCAGAAGAGCAAAGGAGACGUUUUGAAAUCGAAUGCGAAUUCGUCCAGGCUCUCGCCAACCCUCAUUAUGUGAAUUUUCUGGCGCAGCGUGGGUUUUUAAAGGAGCAGCACUUCAUUAAUUAUCUCAAAUACCUUUUGUACUGGAAACAACCGGAAUAUGCCAGGGCUUUGAAGUAUCCGCAGUGCCUUCAUAUUCUUGAGUGCCUUCAGUGCAAUAACUUUCGAGAAGCUCUUACUUCAGGAGCGAAUGCAAAGUUCAUAGAAGAUCAGCAAGUUCUCCAAUGGCUGUAUUAUUUGCGGAAGCGACAAAGACUGCAUGUGAAUCCUGAAGCGGCGAAGAUGCAGGCGAAAAGUCUCAGGAGGAUACGGAUGACGACACUGACGGGGAUAAGACCGGUUCUGAUAUCAAUUAGACCAUUUGGCAAAUUGGAUUAA